Messenger RNA from Paramecium tetraurelia, 1233 nucleotides. RefSeq lists its product as uncharacterized. The record is from RefSeq and is a predicted model, not a curated record. NCBI's taxonomy places the organism in Eukaryota, Ciliophora, Oligohymenophorea, Peniculida, Parameciidae. The transcript has a single exon.
AUGUUUGAAUAGAGGAAGAGUAAUGUCGAUAUUUUGUUUAAAAAAUCGCUUAGAUCAGGAAACAAAUCAGCUAAACUGACAAAAAAGAAUUCUUAAUUUCAUGAUAGUGACACUAUCCAAAGAUAGUUGUCUCAGAUUGUAUUCGAAAUGUAAAAUAAGAAUAAUUCCUUUGAACUUGCCAUAUAAUUACUCACUGAAGAAUCUAGUGUAUUGAGAUAGCAUUUAUCUUUCUAAGUAUUCAUUCCUGAAAUCAGAACACAAUUUGGUGAGAAACUCUUAAAAGAUAAGAAUUUAUGGAUAAUAAUUUUAGUUGUGUUUCACUCCUUAUGCAAAGAAAAAUCCAAAUACUCAGAUUUUUUAUAAAAAAACAUUCUCAAUUCAAUGUAAAAAAACUAUCAGGAUGAGAACAUAAUGAAAUCUAUUCAAAAAUAGGCAAAUUAAAUUAUUUCAACAUCUGAAGUAGGGGAAUAACAACUACAAAAUUAAUCUGCAUCUAAGUGUUCUAAAAAGCAACUUAGAGUUUAGUUUUAAGAAAAUAAAGAAAACUAAUAAAGUGCUAGUAACCACAAAUAAUACUAAGUUUCGAAUCAAAUUGAAUAUAGUAAAGAACAAGAAAACACAUUAUCCAAUGAAUAAUUAAAAAAGAAAAUUGAUGAUUUGACAUAGUCAUGUUUAAAAAUGAAUAAAGAGUCUUUAGAAAACUAAGAAAUAGUUGUUCCUUAAGUUGAAGAAAUAAUCAACGAAUAAGUAAAAGAAUUAGAGGAAGAACUUAAAAAUAAACAUGACUAAUCUAAUAAAACGCAAAGGUAGUCAAUAACUGAAAAACUCUUCUCAUAAUUAGGUUUUAAAGCCUGGAGAAGUGAAUAAAAAUAAAUAAUACCAAAUCCAAUUUAAACAAAAAUGAGAGGUAUUAGAUUAUUAGAUGGCUUGGAUUCAAGAGAGCUUCAAACCAGUUAUGUGGCUAGAGUUGAGAAGAUUUUGGUCCCAAACCUCAACGAUAAUGGAUUGCAUUCAAUUGUCUAAGUAAGAUUUUUAUUUAUUAAGUUAUCUGCAAAAAAUUCAUAAGAAUUAUUAGAAUGGGGAUUUUAUGCUAUCAUUUAAUUAAGCAAUUAAGAUUGCGCGAGUAAACAAUAUUUUGAAGAUAUGCAAUAUUAUAAAUAAUUGGUUGGCUUUAAAUUUAGAUAGGAGAAACAGAUAUAUAUUCCAUUUGGUAAAUAUGAAUUAAUAAUCUGA